UCUAACCCUAAAUCUAUCUCCUCCAUCACUUUCUUUCUCGCCGUCGUUUCCCUUCAUCCCAAGUUUCGACUCUCUAACCGCAGCUACCGUCGCCGUCCCUUCACUGUUGCUUAUCGGCGCCGACAUAGCCCACUUCACCUGCUGUAAGAACGACAAACCGAGUGGUUGAACUCUAGUAAUGAAUUCGUUGUCGCGAAACCUAUCAUGCUCCAUCAGAUCUUCGUUGCACACCAAUUGCCUGCAGCACCUUCACUAUCAGCAGCAGCAAUGGAGGGGGAUUAGAGUGAAGGUACUGAAUGGAAAUUUGGAGCGGGCACUGACAUUUUUGCAAAGGAAGAUGCGAUCGAGCGGAAUUGAGCGGCUGAUUAAGCGUGAACAGACUCAUCAUAUAAAGAAUUCUGAGAAACGAGUUUUGGCCAGAAAGAAUUUGGAGCGCAAAAUUCGAUCGCAGGACCUCGCUCGCAAGCUCAAAGCCAUCCUUAUAAAGAAAGUCAGGGGUCUGUAAGCAUGUGGUAUGUGGCAUUAUAGUUUCACAGGCAUCUCCUCUUAACUAUGGCUGCCUCUUAAAAGUGCAAUUGAAGUUCCUUUAUUCAGCAGGAAGGCGCCAACGAGCUGUUUAUCUUACAUGGCUUUCUAUCGUUUAUUUUUCUCUUAUCUGAGCAAUUUUUCUGCCCGCUAUGGUACCUCCCAAAUUCUAUUGCUCCUCUUUUGAAAUAUAUAAAAAUUGCCCAUAAGGGUCCUAUAAUAGUGAGUUUAAAGGGAGUGAACUCAAUUCAAUGGUGUGUCUAGAUGUUAUAUGGGUCAGGGUCAGGUGGGUUGUCUUGUGAGAUUAGUCGUAAGGGUCAUGGGUAUAAUAAGGAGUUUAGAGGGAGUGAAUUCAAUCAAUGGUGACCACUUAGAUUUAACAUCUUACUCGUGUUUUUGGUGUCUAGAUGUUGUAUGGGUCAAGUGGGUUGUCUCGUGAGAUUAGUCGUAAGGGUCAUGGGCAUAAUAAGGGGUUUAGAGGGAGUGAAUUCAAUCAAUGGUGACCACUUAGAUUUAACAUCUUACUCGUGUUUUUUGUGUCUAGAUGUUGUAUGGGUCAAGUGGUUGUCUCGUGAGAUUGGUCGUAAGGGUCAUGGGUCUAAUAAGGAGUUUAGAGGGAGUGAAUUCAAUCAAUGGUGACCACUUAGAUUUAACAUCUUACUCGUGUUUUUGGUGUCUAGAUGUUACAUGGGUCAGGUGGGUUGUCUCGUGAGUUUAGUCGUAAGGGUCAUGGGUAUAAUAAGGAGCUUAGAGGGAGUGAAUUCAAUCAAUGGCGACCACUUAGAUUUAAUAUUCUACUGCUUAUUUUUGGCGAUAUUGUAGGGUCGAGCAAGUUUUUAGAUGAGUUGCAUUCAAUUGGUAUCUUUUAUGACAACUUUUUUAUUACUAUAACUUUGAUCAUUGUUGUAUCAACAAAUUUAGCUAUUGAUCUGAAAUUCAACCUGAAGUUCAUGCAUAUCAAUCAUUCACUAUAAA
Messenger RNA from Cucurbita pepo subsp. pepo (vegetable marrow), 1500 nucleotides. RefSeq lists its product as uncharacterized. The record is from RefSeq and is a predicted model, not a curated record. Gene Ontology annotation, molecular function: structural constituent of ribosome. Gene Ontology annotation, cellular component: ribosome. NCBI's taxonomy places the organism in Eukaryota, Viridiplantae, Streptophyta, Magnoliopsida, Cucurbitales, Cucurbitaceae. Gene Ontology annotation, biological process: translation.